AUGUUAUUUAAAUAUACAACUAAAGAAGUGACAAUGACAAUAGCUUCGUAUCCAGUUGAUGCAUAUCCAUUGCUUGUCUGUCUUUCUGUUCAUCAAGGUCAAAUUGAUGUUGUAUCUGUAAUCCAAGGUACUAUGUCGAAUGAAGAAACAUAUGCUGUUCUUUUAGAAACACGCAAAAAAUUCGAUCAUCGAGCCGAACUUUCACAUUCGAAAAUUUGCCAUACUCAUAUUAUCUCAAAUGAAAAUCAGUCGAUGCCAGCACGUGUCUUGGAGCUAAAUACUGAAUAUUCACCUAUUAUAGAAAGAAUAACUAGAGAGUUUGAAAAUUCGUUUAUGCAGAUCAUUCGUAUUGAUAAAGUUGAAAAUGCAACAUGGCUCGUACAAUAUCUUGAACAGAAAAAACUUAUCGAUGCUCGACUUGGUCAUGAUCAAAGUGAACAGUAUCUCUUUCAUGGAUGUUCAUGUUCAGCUGCCGAAAAAAUUAUUCAACACGGUUUUGAUCAUAAACUUAUCGGCAUGCAUGGCGUAACAUAUGGCUAUGGAUUCUAUUUUUCUUCCGAUCAUCGAGUUAGUCAUAUUUAUACAACUUUAGAGCAGUUCAAUGAUAAUGAAAGAACUAUGCUUCUAUGUCGAGUACUUGUUGGUCGAACGCGUCUAGGUAAUCGAACCAUGAGAAUAUGUCCAAUUGGAUAUGAUUCAACAACAGAUACAUCAAAUACAUAUGUUGUAUAUUCGAAUCGACAAAUAUUGCCUGUAUAUGUCAUCACUUAUAAAGAAAAACUUGAUGCUAAUAGAACCUAUUCCAUUGCUUAUAGAAACAACUCAUUUAAUGCAGUACAAGGACAGGCGAGUCAAGCGAUUUCUCAAGACAAGUCACUUUUGCCCAGUUUUUUUCGUUCUCCUUUUUUUUAUAAAGACAGUCAACCAUAG
Rotaria sp. Silwood1 is the source of this 930-nucleotide messenger RNA. The record is from the annotation of a GenBank genome assembly. Lineage: Eukaryota; Metazoa; Rotifera; Eurotatoria; Philodinida; Philodinidae.